Messenger RNA from Lolium perenne, 522 nucleotides. The record is from RefSeq and is a predicted model, not a curated record. NCBI's taxonomy places the organism in Eukaryota, Viridiplantae, Streptophyta, Magnoliopsida, Poales, Poaceae.
AUGCCAGCCCGCAAACCAUUGCCGUCGACCACCUCGCCCACCAAUACUCCGUCGCUGCCCGGGGCAGCCGCCCCGGCACCCCACCAGAACCCUGCCGCAGCAGCCAGCAGCACCUCGCCCGCGACGAACUGCCGCAGCAGCGUCACGACGCCCAGACCGCGCCCUCCCCAGCACCACCGCGCCACACAGCGCCCGCCCGGACCACCCGAGCAGCAGCGCGCCUCCAGGGCCGCCCCCGCCGGCAACAGCAACUGCCGCCGCGCCCACCGCCCGCCGCACCACCUCCUGGCUCCCCGCUCGCCGGACAACCAACCAAGGCCCAGAUCGGGCCCGGGUCGGCCCGCCCGCCGCCACCUGCUGCCGCGCCACGGCCACGCCGCCGCGGCCCGCAGCGCCCAGCCGCACCACCCGCCGCCGCAGCAGACGGGGACCCAGGGCCGCCGCCCUGGCUUCCUUCCUCCCAGCCGGCGACGCCCCACACGGGCCGGCCACCCCGACGAAGAUCUCGGACCCACCCUGUAA